AUGCCACAAUUUAAAAAAGAGAUUGAUCGACUCACAAGUGCCGGUAUUUUAAAGGCCGUGAAAUUUUCGAAAUGGGCUUCUCCCAUUGUGUUAGCGCCGAAAUCAGACGGCUCAUUGAGAAUUUGUGGAGACUUUAAAUUAGCUGUCAAUGCCCAAAUUGAUAUUGAGCGUUACCCAAUGCCAACGCGCGAGAGUCUUUUGCACACAAUUCGUUGCGGGCAGCAUUUUUCUAAAAUCGACCUGAAGGACGCGUACCUACAGAUGGAGCUCGAUGAUGAUUCCAAAGAAAUUAUGGUAAUUAACACGCCACUUGGAUUGUUCCAAUACCAACGUCUGCCCUACGGAAUAGCAAGUGCUCCAGCCAUAUUCCAAAAAUACCUCGAACAGCUAUUGCAAGCUGUGGAAGGUUGUGGAAAUUAUCUCGAUGAUAUUAUUGUCACAGCGCCAACAUUUUCGAAACAUGUCAGCCGUUUGGAACAAAUUGAAUACCUCGGGCGCAAAAUUAGUGCUCAGGGCGUAUUGCCGGACGAAUCGGGCGUUAAAGCGGUCCAAAAUCUUCCACCGUCCACCAACCUCAAGCAAGUAGAAGCUUUCAUGGGAAAGCAUUUAAGCGAAGAAAAUUAUCACGCGCCCAUUGCGAAAUUUGCAGACAAGUCACUAUUUAUUUUACAACACAUAUCCUCAACAAGACCAACACGGCUAGACAAAUACAACUGA
This is a messenger RNA of Rhagoletis pomonella (apple maggot), 717 nucleotides long. RefSeq lists its product as uncharacterized. NCBI's taxonomy places the organism in Eukaryota, Metazoa, Arthropoda, Insecta, Diptera, Tephritidae. The transcript has 3 exons. The record is from RefSeq and is a predicted model, not a curated record. Bases 1 to 717 code for a protein of 238 amino acids.